This is a messenger RNA of Cyprinodon variegatus (sheepshead minnow), 830 nucleotides long. RefSeq names its product cytochrome c oxidase subunit 7A-related protein, mitochondrial (gene cox7a2l). The coding region runs from base 68 to 415 and encodes 115 amino acids. Lineage: Eukaryota; Metazoa; Chordata; Actinopteri; Cyprinodontiformes; Cyprinodontidae. The record is from RefSeq and is a predicted model, not a curated record. Gene Ontology annotation, biological process: mitochondrial electron transport, cytochrome c to oxygen; mitochondrial respirasome assembly; regulation of oxidative phosphorylation. The transcript is spliced from 3 exons.
UUUAGGAAGGUCUUUAACCGGUCGGUUUGUUGUGCAGCGGCACCUUCCUCUGUCCUUCAGCAGGAAAAUGUAUUACAAAUUCAGCGGUUUCACCCAGAAAUUGACGGGUGCUGCUCCCACGGCGGCCUACAACCCUCAGGGGCUGAAACAGGGGCUGCCUGCAGAGUCUCCCACCAUGAUCUUUGCCACACCCACCAAGCUGGUGUCAGAAGCAGGAUCCACGGUGGAGUACCUGGGAGCAAACAAAGUUCCUGACCUCCAGAGGUUUUUCCAGACGUCGGACGGCGUCCCAGUCCACCUGAAGCGCGGAUAUUCUGACCGACUACUGUACCGCACCACCAUGGCUCUUACAAUCGGAGGCGUCGCCUAUUGCCUGGUGGCACUCUACAUUGCAGCUCAGCCCAACAAGAAGUGACAGACACCACCCUGGGAUCUUAUUUGUUAACAACACUGACUUGUUGCUGCUGCUUGCAUCCAAACAUUCACAUGCUCGGUCUCCAUCCUCCAGACCACUUCUUUGGGACCCCUUUUUAAAUGAGAAAUACCCCUCUGCUCAGUGGUUAUCGUAGGACAUGAGGAGCUUUGACCUUCAUGUGUACCUGCCUUUAAACGAAAUAAAACCCGAUGAAUAUGGCUUCAAUAAUUGUAAAUAAUACAAUUACAUUGUUUUUGUUCUCCAUAAAGUUCACUUUUAAAGUCAGUAUGCUGGCUGUGUAUAAAGAGAAGGUGGAGUACAUGUUGCUAGAACCAUCAGGACAAAAGCCAACGAUAACCAGAAUAUCCGUGUUGUUUGAGAAAGAUGUCUAAAUUAAUAAAUUCUAGUUUAAAAU